Molecule: messenger RNA, 894 nt
Organism: Erythranthe guttata (spotted monkey flower)
Lineage: Eukaryota; Viridiplantae; Streptophyta; Magnoliopsida; Lamiales; Phrymaceae
Source: RefSeq, a predicted model, not a curated record
AUGUAUACCAGGCCAUUUCGACCUGCGCGGUGGCCGGCCGCAGUUCGGGACGACUUUGAAUCGUCCCCAAACGAAUCGUUAUUAUCAGAAAUUCGUGAAAAAUGCCGCGACGCGGACAUCAUAGUAACCGAGUUUGAUUGGGAUAUGAUUGUCGCUGGCACGGAUAACUUCUCCGAUCUAAAUUUAGUUGCACGAGGCAAAUCGGGCACCACCACCAUUCACAUGGCUUCGCUCGGACCUAGUGGAAAAUUUGCCGUUAAGAGGUUUUCACCGUCUUCGGGAAUAGGCGGCCUCACCGAGUUCAAGAACGAGAUUUUUCUGCUACCGAAACUUGAGCAUCCAAACAUCAUUAAACUGAUUGGCUAUUGCAUUCAUGGACAAGAAAAGUUGCUUGUGCAUGAUACUGACAAUAUGUCUCGAGAGUACAAUUUGAAAAUGAAAACAGAUAUAUACUGCUUCGGAGUCAUAGUCUUGGUGAUCAUGAGUGGCAAGAUGGUAACAACGGUUUCAGAAGUCGCAUCCCUUAUUGACAAUGCAAAGAUGGUGAGGAGUAUAGGCACGGUAUCUGAAACGGUAGAAGAUUCCUUGAUUGAGACAUAUGUGCCCGACGAAGCGCGAAAAUGCCUUGAAGUUGGUAUCUUAUGCACCCAACAGGAUCCCGAUAGCAGACCAACGAUCACUUCAGUGCUCAAAAUUUUGCGAGGUUCUGAAACUGCUGAGUUGGGUAGAAUUUGUGCCAUCUUCACCAUCCUUGUGCUCGCUUCAUCGAGACCACAAGGGGCACAAGCAUCAACAGGUGAAAAAUCACACGACCCCAACGUUCUAGAGACGGAGUUGGGAGAAGAAUUAAAGCUUCCUCUAAAAUCUUUUGCACGUGAAUCUGCUGUUCUUUGA